Perca flavescens (yellow perch) is the source of this 4013-nucleotide messenger RNA. RefSeq names its product sprouty-related, EVH1 domain-containing protein 2. Gene Ontology annotation, cellular component: membrane. The record is from RefSeq and is a predicted model, not a curated record. The transcript has 6 exons. Gene Ontology annotation, biological process: negative regulation of MAPK cascade; multicellular organism development. Gene Ontology annotation, molecular function: protein kinase binding. Lineage: Eukaryota; Metazoa; Chordata; Actinopteri; Perciformes; Percidae. Bases 338 to 1735 code for a protein of 465 amino acids.
GGGGGGGGAGCGAAGAGAAGAGCUGGAUUCUGCUACUAAAUUGUCUGUAUAGGCUACGUUACCUACUGAAGGCGAUGGGGUAUUAAAAAGGUAUAAGAACGGUGCAUUUGCGAUCCAGAAGAAACUGGGUGUCUUCGGGGGGAAAUAGGGGGAAAGUGAGGAAAAAGAAGACGAGAAGCUCAGCCAGUCGAAGGCAAAGCCAAAGAACCGACACUCGCACAAAGGCGCUGGGGGAUUUAUGCGGAAUUGGAGACAGAAUCGGAGGAGCAGCGGUGAAAGAAUGACGAGCGAAAAGUAUGCAACCGCCGUGGUACAUUACCUGAGGUGAAACGAGAAAAUGAUAGAAGAAACACACCCAAACGAUGACAGCUACAUCGUGCGUGUGAAAGCUGUGGUGAUGACGCGGGACGACUCGAGCGGGGGUUGGCUGGCCCAGGACGGGGGAGCUCUGAGCAGGGUCGGGGUCUGCCGCCUCCUUCCGCCAGAGCUGGCGCCCGUGCCAACCUCCUGUAGCUCCCAGUUCCUCAUCCGUGGUGAGCGGCUGCGGGACAAACGGGUGAUCAUGGACUGUCCGUUAAAGAAGGACCUUGUGUACACCAUAGCAACGCCCACGUUUCACCAUUGGAAGGUGGAGGACAGGAAGUGCGGCCUGUCCUUCCAGAGUCCAGCUGACGCCAGAGCGUUCGACAGAGGGGUACGGAAAGCCAUCGAGGACCUGGCUGAAGGCUCCACAACCUCCUCUACAGCACUCCAGAAUGAGGGCGAGCUGGGCGACGACGACGUCUUCACUAACACCACAGACAGCUCAUCCAACUCCUCCCAGAAACUGGAGAGCUCUCUGCAGCCGCUCGAGUCCUCGCCCCUUCCGCAGAGACACAAGUGCAUGCUGGGACAUCGCCACGACCUCCACGACCCCUAUCGGCUCUCAGACCACUACUUCAUGGACCAGCCGUUGUCUCGGCUUCCCCGUCAUGUCACCUUCCAGGAAGACGAGGAAAUCGUCCGCAUCAACCCUCGGGAGCGCAGCUGGGAGCGAACCACCGAGCGUCACUAUGGACGUCAGUCCGAUCGCUCCUGGCUCACGGGCUACGAGGACUACCGCCACGCCACCGUGCGUGACAAGUUCAUCCAAAUGGACGACCCCGAGUCCUACGUCCACUUUGCCAAGACGGAGGCGCAGAAGCAUGACUACACCUAUCCUCUGGCUCCGUCCCUGUCGCCCUCAGACUCUGACCCCGCCCUCGGACCCUUGGUCAAUAAGGGCCCCGGCGGCUCGUAUCGCCAGGGCUUCUCCCCUGUGGUCUCCGCUCAGCCCCGCUCCUUCCUCCCGAGCUCCUCAUCGUCCAAUGGCGGAAAGGGGCGGAAGGAGGAAGGGUUGGAGCGAGCUCAGUGCGAGCACUGCGGCGAGGCCUUUUACGUCUCCGACAACCGGAGAGGCCGGUGCCACGAUGCGCCGGACCCUGUGCGGGCGUGCAUCCAGCGGGCCAGCUGCAUGUGGCUGGCAGACACCAUGCUAUACCACUGCAUGUCCGACCCAGAAGGGGACUACUCGGACCCCUGCUCCUGUGACGGGGGCGAGGGCGGCGGGGGAGGCCGAUUCGGCUCGCGGUGGUUAGCUCUGUUUGGCUUGUCUCUGGUGGCGCCCUGCCUGUGCCUCUACCCUCCUCUCCACGCUUGCCACCGGGCGGGGCUCAGGUGCGGCUGCUGCGGAGGCCGACACAAGGCCCUGAGCUGAGCAGCCGCGCUUGGAAACCUCUCAGAGGAAAACAACAAAAACCUAAACCCAACGCAAGCACAGGGAAAGGGAAGGAUGGGGUAAUACACAGAGGGGACAAGUGGUAGUGGCUGCUCACUCUUUUGCCUUGGUUUCUCUGGGAUUGUCGACAAAUUCCAGACACUGAAAUAAGCCAAAAAAAAACAACUGUUGGUGCAUUUUCUGAACGGCCUGGGAAGAUAAGCUCCCCCUUACGGCAGACAGUUCUCUCAGCUCUCCACGUGGCCAUUUCACGCUCUGUUUCUAGUGAGAGAGCACUCUUUUUCAGGGGGCCUUUAUUUUUUUUAUAGCUGACCUAUAUGUCAUGUAUCACAUAUGCAGGUACUUUAUACUUUGUACACUGACUCGGCGUCAAAGAACUUGAAUUGUUUCUUUGUUCUAUUUUUGUUCUCUCCUUUAUGUACGUGUGGCCAUUUUGUUUAUAUUCUAUUCCAAAAUCAGGCCUGCUCAGCUCAACUCCGGCUACAAAGAGAAAUCAGACACUACACCUCUUUGCGUGUGUGUGAGUGUGGAUGUGUGUGGAUGGUAUAUGUGCAUGCUUACAAUGUGUGCUGAGGCCUUUUGUUGUCUGUACUGCAGCUUAUAGUAAAGCUCAUGUAUAUAGUCUCCAUAGCUCUCCACCAUCGACAUCUUCUUUAACUGAAACAAACGUGGUACUUAUCUUAAUUUUCUAAUAUCCCAAAGAUUCAUGUUUUUAUCCUAUUUAUUUUCUCCCACAACUGACCUACCAGCAAAUAGGUGCUGGGUUGUGAUUCACUCACUGAAUGAGACGGUAGUCCAAGUCCUGCUACAAUAGUCCAGCAUCCGUCUCCCUGCUCCUUUCACGUUAUUUCAAACAGUGCCUAAACUAUCACCUAAACCAGGACCCCAUCCAGUCUUAUAACUCUUGUCAGUUUUUUGGCUUAUUUUACUUAACGUACACUCAAAGUGGUGUGAGAUUAUAAGGCUCUGAUUUCCUCAUUCUUUGCAGAACCUCAGACAGCAGUCCGUGUCACGUCAAGGACUGAAAAAUCAACCAGAGAUACCGUUAAACUUGGUGCCCAUUAUGCCUUAAAAUGUGGACUCUUGCUCCAAACUUUACCCCCGUCCCUCUGAAGAUGUCUGCUAUAAUGAAAAAGCGUGAGCAUAGUUAUGGCUCCAAGCAAUCCGCCUCACCGCGUACUUCUUUACUACUUUCUUUUUGUAAAGAAAAGGAACUCUUAAAAAGCUUCUCAUCAAGUGUGUAAACUAAGGACUCGAGUUUUUGCGAUGUACAAUCAGCCCCGUCGACCUAUGGAGCCCACCAGUCACAGAUGUGGAACAGCAACGUCCUAACUGAUGGUCAUCUGAAUGGUUCAAUGAAUAAAAUGUUUGAAACAUAAAAUCCCCCCACAAAAUGUAUGUUUAAAAAAAACAGAUAUAGCUUUUCAAAUCUGUUUACUAGUGAAAAUGAGUAUAAAAACAUAUAAUUAUGAAUGACCUUUGACACGUACAAUGCCGCUACAGCAAUGUAGUAACUUAUUUCAAACCUAUUUAUAAAAGGUGAACCUACAUGUCAUUCUUUAGUUGUAAAAGGAAUAAUCUAACAUUUAAGGAAGUAUGUGUCUUUUCUUUUUUGCUAAGAGUUAGAAGAGAAGAUCAAUAACACUGUCAUGUCUGUGAGCCCGGAGGUGGUUAGCUUAGCAUAAAUACUGGAAACGAGUAAAUCUAGCCUUGUUCUGUCCAAAAGUACCAUAAUCCAACUACUCGUAAAAAGCUCAUUAACUAACCUGUUUAAUCUGUGCCAAACACAUUAUGUGCCGGACUAUUUCUUGGCCCGGCACUGGCACGGUAACUCCCCCCAGUUAGAAAUUGUUCAAACGAGAUACAAAUUAGAUAUGACAUGUUAAUUAGUGAGCCAAGCUAGUUGUUUAGUCUUAAUGCUAAGAUAAUUGCCUCUUGGCUGCUUUGCUCUUAACGAACUCUUAACAAGAAAGCAAAUAAUACGACUAUUUCCAAAAAUGGCAAACUUCCUUUUUAAGGCCAAAAUAAAAACAAAUAUAAGAGACAACUUGCUGAAACCACAGUUGCAUGUGACUGGCGGGCGCUAUCCUUCUGUCCUACAGCAUAUUGGUUUUCCUCCAUGCCAGACUUGGUACGUCAUCACGCCCGCAAAGGGUAAUGUGAGAUAUUCCGCAACAGCUCAACCGAGAAAGAAACCGUUACUGUUUGUUUUGUGUGUGUGUGUGUGUGUGUGUGUGUGUGUGUGUGUGUGUGUGUG